Molecule: messenger RNA, 598 nt
Organism: Caenorhabditis sp. 36 PRJEB53466
Lineage: Eukaryota; Metazoa; Nematoda; Chromadorea; Rhabditida; Rhabditidae
Source: the annotation of a GenBank genome assembly
AUGGGUGGUCCAGUUGGCGUCACAGUCCCCAACGAGCAAAGAGUUCAGCCGCCCAGCGGUCGUUAUUUCAUGGUUCUUGUUCCCGAAGAAGGCGUGCUUUUGGCUGCGGAUGACGACGAAGUACAGCAAGAUCCUAAACUUGUGAUGACUGCCCUGCUUUGCCACAGACUUUACGGCAGGUACUUUGGCACGAAUGUUCCGAAAGUUGUAUACGUGAGUGGCAUACAGCUCGUCUUACUUCUGAUUUGCAUAUUUUAGAACUUUUUCUCUUCUCGAUCUGAUCAGUGGAAGACGUACGCUAAUCGGCGGGGAUGGGUACGUGAAGCAACUGUUAACUUUACUUUUCGUUUGUUUAGAGGGCAUUCAAACCAUCAAAUCAACGAGUUUCUCAACUUCUUGCUAACAGCAUAGCUCAGGAGUACGAAGGUUUGGCACGAAUGGGACGAGAAAGAAAGUGUAUGGUAUGUAUGUCGCACUUUGCUCAACUGUAGCGGGUUCUGGAAUCUAUUUUUGCUUUCAGUUUGCCCUCGAACACAUUGGUUUGCACCUGACAAUGAUCGUCAGUCUCGAGGACUUUUUCGACACUCUUAUCGAAUAA